UUGAAGAAUAUUUUGCUGAAAAACAAAUUGUCAACUUGAUACAACUUGAGAAUAAAGAAGAAAUUAACAAUAAUAAUGGUUCAGAUAAAGAAAUAUCUCCAGUAUCAAUAAAGAGGCAAUUAGUGAUUAAGAAACAUUUGUUAUCUAUUUCAACAGUAAAUUAA
Molecule: messenger RNA, 164 nt
Organism: Funneliformis geosporum
Lineage: Eukaryota; Fungi; Glomeromycota; Glomeromycetes; Glomerales; Glomeraceae
Source: the annotation of a GenBank genome assembly